Aspergillus clavatus NRRL 1 is the source of this 1830-nucleotide messenger RNA. RefSeq lists its product as uncharacterized. The transcript is spliced from 4 exons. The coding region runs from base 1 to 1830 and encodes 609 amino acids. The record is from RefSeq and is a predicted model, not a curated record. Gene Ontology annotation, molecular function: protein binding. Lineage: Eukaryota; Fungi; Ascomycota; Eurotiomycetes; Eurotiales; Aspergillaceae.
AUGGGCAAGUUGAAUUAUUCAGCUAGAAAGAUCACCAGCCUGAAAGCCGGCCAGGUGGUCUCCAAAGAUUUGAAAAAAAGAAUUCCCCCCGGGGCCGGCGCUAAAGCAGCAGUGCGAGAUCCCGUCGUGGAAAUCGACAUCUCGAACAAGGACCUCGCCGAUGAGGGCUUUGCGGAGUUUAUUGAUGACCUGAUUGCGUGUAUCAAGUAUCGCGACGAGGAACACCUAGAAGGAUCCGCCAAGGUGACUGAAUUGCAUCUGCAAGGCAAUCAACUAACAGUUCUGUCACUUCGGAAGCUGUCUGAGGUGGUCAAGUCCUCAGCUGCCGACUUGAGAGAGUUGGAUAUUUCGCACAAUAAAUUCGAGAUUCGCACUCCCCAGGAGCAGGAGAUCUGGCACGACUUCCUCGCUUCGUUCAAGGAUUGCUUCAUGCUCAAGAAGUUGGAUCUUGGAAACAAUCCGUUAGGGGCAAAGGGAAUCGAGAUCUUGGCGCGUGUCUAUAUGCACAGCGAUUUGGACUACCUGGAGGCGGAUGCCGAUGCCAUUAUCGGCCUGGACGGUGACAACGCUCAAGAGGAGGAGACAAUCGAGCAAGAUCUGGCGAAUCUGCAGAUCACCAAUGGAAAGGAGAAUGAGCCGCCUAAGAAGACUGCUGCAAAACAGUCGCCCAAGAGAGGCAAGGUGGUCCAACAGAACGGCUCAUCUCAUGCUUCGUCUGCUGCAAAGAAGCCCAGCCAUGACGAGUUGAAGUACUACGCUUGUACCCGUGGCUUGCGCUCGAUUCCAUUCCUUAUUCUGUCCAACACGAACUUGACCGGUAGCUGCGCUGUCCAUUUGUCAAGCAUGCUAAGCAUGCAUCGAACUCCCGAACAGCUUUUGGCUUUCCUCCCCAGCGGCAAGGGGCCAUCCCUGCCAGGUACUGCACAGCAGUGCAAGGGAAUUAUCUGGCUUCCGAACGAAGGCCUAGGACCGAACGAAUGCAAAUUCCUCGACAAAGCCGAGAUGGUUGGCGAACUCAUGUCCAACGAUGGCACGGGAAUUGAUGAGCUCAGCGAAGAGGACGACCACCGCGCGGCUCAACGCAAAAUGCAGAAGAAAUUGGACAUUGAAUAUGCACGUCUUGGGAAACGAGUUUGCAUGAAUGCGAUGAAAAACGAAGGCGUGCGUGAUAGUGACCUGUGGAGGACUGCCUUGAAAAUGAUGGUGGUCUCUCGUGCCAUCCUGCUGGACGACUAUGAUCGUGCUAACGAAGCCGCCCCUGAGGAAGAGGAAAGCCCUCCCAGUGCCGAGGAGACGGUGGAAGAAGAGAAGGUGGAGGACGUGAAGGUGGAAGAGGAGCCCGCCGAACCAAGCCCAGAGGAAGUCCUUGAUGAGUUUCCACUCUUUGAGCCUUACCCCAUUGGACCCUUCCAUCCCGGAGCCCAGCAUUUUGAGGUGAACUUCCCCUCUCUGCAGCCAGCCAUCAAGAACAAAGGGCCUGAGUCUCAAGGGACCAAGAGCCCCGAAACCCAAGAGAUCAAGAGCUCAGAGUCUCCAAGCCAGGCACCUCGCUCAGGAAAGGGCAGAGGCCAUUCCAAUUCUGUUACUCGCAGCUCUCACAAGGGAGGAUGGCGGUUCGGAGUGCCCUUUGCGUUCUGGCGACGCAUCAUUGCGGAUGCCGUUGGCGCAGAUGAUAUCCUCAGUAUCCAGCAGCAGAUACGCGUCAUGAUCUAUGCCGCGGACUGGGAUGCUCUGGCCUAUGAGAUGACCAUCCGAGGAGCUGAAGAACACCAGCAGAUUUGGAAGUUCCUCGAGACUGUCAAGUGCAUCAACUACAGCUCUUUGUCUUGA